This is a messenger RNA of Darwinula stevensoni, 2049 nucleotides long. NCBI's taxonomy places the organism in Eukaryota, Metazoa, Arthropoda, Ostracoda, Podocopida, Darwinulidae. The record is from the annotation of a GenBank genome assembly.
AUGAUGUGUGAGCACCUCACCUUUAGAGACAAGUGGGUGUUCUUUUCAACCGAGAAGAAGAAUGUGUUUCUCAUGGUUGGUGAAAACAAGAAAGACAAGAAUGGGAAACGCCUGAAGGUCAAAGGGGGAAGGAUGGAAUAUCCUGCCAUUCAGGCUGCCAACUUGCAUCCGACUUUUGACCAUAUUGAGCUGGCGUUCGAAGGAACGCAGAGAUCUGUUGUGGUCUCAAGGGGACGGAUCACUGGGAGCAAUAAGAUCACUUCUGCUAUAGUGAAGGAGUACCUCCAAACAAGACGUCUUGAAGACCUUGUGAAGGCCAUAAAUCGCUUCAUUGGCGUUGUCGGUACAGAGCAGCGGGUGGCUUUCAUCAACAAGGAACAUUACAAACGUCAUGCCUGCGGUACCACUGCAGCCUCUCAGCAUUCAGGAGAAUGUUCACAAGAUUCCCCCUUCACCUUAACGAUCUCCCCUCCAUCACCUCUGGAAGUCACAUCCAUUGUUGCGGCGACCUCAGAGUCGAGCGUGAGAUACAAUAGCUUGAAAAGAACCGAAACAGAAGGGAAUAAUUCCCAACCUGGAAGGAAGAGGAAGACAUCUCUCAGUUCUUGGAACCGAACGAGUCUCGAAGCAUGUUAUCGUGGAAAUCACGAGAUACCUAUGGCUCUUCUUGAAAGGAGUCAUUCAGCUGCAAGAACGUUCUCGACGGAGAGUAAGAAUUUGCUGAAAGAGAAACUCAUCGCAGAAGGCGAAGACAGGGGAAGCCAGCUACCCAUCGUCGUGGCUUCAAGCCCCAAUGCGGAUAUCUUCAACGUCAGCUAUAUCCACGCAUACAAGUAUGAGGUCAUAGCUGGCCAGCACAUUGUCCAGGCACGGAAGGAGAUCCGCCAGGAGAAGGGAAAGGGCAAAGACACCUGCACCUGUGCCAUCUACUGGGGUCUGACAGAGACAGGAAAGAGAACGUUGGCACUUCAGAAUGCCAAGCUCCAAGGAGUCCCCUAUGAUGCCCUUGACGUCUUGGAGAAAUAUGAAGAGCUUCGAGAGAACAUGGAGAAUGAAACAGAGAUCCAGGCAGCUUAUGGCGACAUCCUGAAAGAUAAAAAGAAGCAUCAGGUCCUGAAGAAUAUUUUCCAUAUGGGAUCGGAGGCAGUGAAAGAAUUUCUGACUAUUGCAAGGGAGUUGGAGCGAAAGAAACCUGGCAGCGUUGACAAAAGACUGUACCAUCUGCGACAUCUCGGGAAUCCCUACAUCACCACAAAUGAUUUCAUGGAGAACCUGAGAAUCCUGAAGCAAGAGAGAGACAUAAAGAAGUUUGGGGACAAGCUAAGUGAAUUGAUUCAGAAGAAGACCCUGAUCAGAUCCUUCGCUAGGAUUGCUGGAGUGGAGGAAGAGGAAGUUUUUCAGAGGUUCUCGCAGCAAGUGACUGAUGAGUCACUCAAACCAUUCAUGAGCAUAAAGAAGAAGCACGAGACCGCAGACGAGUGGAAGAGCUACGUGGAGCUAUGCAUUUCGGGGGAAGCAAUUCAGAGGGAUGCCGGAGAUGUUGAGAAAUAUCUCCUGGGGCUCCAUGCGCAUCAAGGUCGUUGUGAAGCAGAAAAGAAUAUCCCCACCGCCUUCUGUGUUGAUGAUAUCAAACACGCUGCAGAGAUCCGGGACUCCCUCAGAAGACAGGAACUGAAAACCGAUGUCGCCAUUUUGCAUAAGACGGAAUGUGAAGGAGAACUUUUCAAGCACCAGCACACCUAUGUGGUGAUUGGAGCUAGGCACAGGAUUGCUCUUCCAACAUCUGUGCUCACGAGGAAGGAGUUUCUGGAAUCUUUUCAAAAGCCCAACUGCUGGCUCCUGUCGAACAUCCGAGACUUGAGAAAAGGAGAACUUCCUCCUCAGAUGAAGCUGGUCACCCUUGUUGAUUUGAAGUUUGAGUCCCAGGGGAGUAGCGGAGACACAGAGACAUCCAUUGAGCUUCUUCCUGGCAUUGAAUUGGAAACGCAAACUGAGUAUGGAACGGCAAUGAGCCAGAAACACUACUUCAAGGAGACUGAUGAGCUUUGA